GGAGGAGGAGGAAGGCGCUGGCGGGCAGUGAUGGCGGCGGGUGAUGGGGACGUGAAGCUAGGCACCCUGGGGAGUGGCAGCGAGAGCGGCAGCGACGGCAGCAGCGGGAGCCCAGGCGGCGCGGGAGCGGCAGCGGAAGGGGGCGGCUGGGCGGCGGCGGCGUUGGCGCUUCUGGCGGGGGGCGGGGAGAUGCUGCUGAACGUGGCGCUGGUGGCGCUGGUGCUGCUGGGGGCCUACCGGCUGUGGGUGCGCUGGGGGCGGCGGGGUCUGGGCGCGGGGGCCGGGGCGGGCGAGGAGAGCCCGGCCGCCUCCCUGCCGCGCAUGAAGAAGCGGGACUUCAGCCUGGAGCAGCUCCGCCAGUACGACGGGUCCCGCACGCCGCGCAUCCUGCUCGCGGUCAAUGGGAAAGUCUUCGACGUGACCAAAGGCAGCAAGUUCUACGGCCCCGCGGGUCCAUAUGGAAUAUUUGCUGGUAGGGAUGCCUCCAGARGACUGGCAACAUUUUGCCUAGAUAAGGAUGCACUUAGAGAUGAAUAUGAUGAUCUCUCAGAUUUGAAUGCAGUACAAAUGGAGAGUGUUCGAGAAUGGGAAAUGCAGUUUAAAGAAAAAUAUGAUUAUGUAGGCAGAYUCCUAAAACCAGGGGAAGAACCUUCAGAAUAUACAGAUGAAGAAGAUACCAAGGAUCACAAUAAACAGGAUUGAACUCUGUAAACAACCAAAGUCAGGGGCCUUCAGAACUGCAAUUCUUACUCCCUUUCACAGAAUGUCCAGUGUCUUUGGGUUUGAUUCACCUGCUGCGAAAAAACAUUCAACAGAUUGUGUACAAGAUGUAUGGGUCUCACUAUGAAGACUUGAAUACUAGACAUUAUUUAUGCUGCCAGACUCAUUUGUUGCAGUUGUGUGUGAUGUCUGGUGGGGCUUCAUCGUCCUGAAAAGGAGGAAACAGGGAUUUCUUAAACUGCAAGAAAGUCACAAGGUUACUUUUAGCUUUUUCUCUUUCUCUUUUAUCUUCCUCUCUUCCUCCCUUCUUCUCUUCUUUCCUCUCUUCCUCCCUUCUUUCCUACUUUCCCUUCCCUUUCUCCCCCUGCCUUUUUCUGAGAUAUCAAAGACAACCAGAUAUGUAUUUGCUACUCAAGUGUACAAAUCUCCUCAGAAAACAGCAAGGGACUCCUAUUUCAUGCUGCGUUUUUAUUCAGGCAUUGAGGAGGGAGGAGCCCUGAGCAGGGGAGGGGGCAGUUACACAUUGAGUUGAGUAGUUUUGGCUACUGAAACAUGAAAAUGUGAAUUCCCAAACUUUUCUUUUUAGGCUUUGUCAGGGAAAAGAAAAAAAACAUUUCCAAGAAAUCUUUGGAACUUAGAAUGGAUUUAAGUGGGUUAAAGUCAAAGCAGUUUCCCAAUUGAGAUCAUUUGAAACCAGUUUUACUCCUUUCCUUCUUUCCUCUAGGUCAAAUCAAUAUUUAUUGUGCCUUAUUUCAUGUCCAUAGACUUGAAUUAUUUUUAGGGUAAGCCCCUAUAUGAAUUCAGAAGUCACUACAAGCAGCAUUGAGACUGAAGUUGGAAUAUUCUGUUGAUCACAAAACCUUGAUGUCAUUCUGUGUAUAUAGAAUGUAAAAGGAAUAUUCAGUGUUAACUGCCAUAUAUGUUAAUAUACACAAACUUAAUUAGCAAUGUCAUGGCCAAAUGCAUUCCCCCCGUGCUUUUCUCUUAAAAAAAAAAAAAUCAACAACUCUUAUCCCCAACAGCUGCCUAAUUUCAGGAGUCUGACCCUCACAUCUCACUUGUGUGGGUGCAUGGUCGUGGUGUGGAUGUCUGUGUGGGUGUGUCUGGGUGUGUGAGAGUACCUUGGAAGGCACUCUUUCUGCAGAUACUGUAAAUACAAGUACCGUUUUAAUAAAGCAUGUACAAUAAACCAAAAUAAGCUUGAGUUGGACUUUAUACACAAAACUGUUAAACAGCCAGUGCAUUAUGAUAUGGUGGUAAGGUUGUGCUUUUGAUUCAAGAUAAGGAAAAAAUCUUGGAAAUGAAAAGAAGGCACUGGUUAACCAAGUUGUACACAUUGUACCACAUUCAGUGUAACUUAGGAAGAAAUUCCACUUUUGUGGAACAUUCUCAAGAGAUCUGAGAUAUUCAGGUAAGAGUAGAUAUAAAGUGUACAUUUUUUUUUUUUACUUUAUAUUUUGAUGGGAACUGAUUAUAUUAGCAGCAAUAGCACUCCAGGCAGUAGU
This is a messenger RNA of Urocitellus parryii (Arctic ground squirrel), 2225 nucleotides long. It is a transcript of the gene Pgrmc2, whose product is annotated as progesterone receptor membrane component 2. NCBI's taxonomy places the organism in Eukaryota, Metazoa, Chordata, Mammalia, Rodentia, Sciuridae. The record is from RefSeq and is a predicted model, not a curated record. Gene Ontology annotation, cellular component: endoplasmic reticulum; membrane; endomembrane system.